CUCUGAUCUGCCACACUUUAACAGUAUCAUCAAGGUGUCAGAUUGUGAAAGAGAGUGUGAGUGAUAUUUACAAAAAAAAAAUCCAACUUUAACAGAGAAGUUCACACGUACUGUGAAGAUGAUGCGAGCUCAUAUUGAGGUAAUUCCCUGUAAGAUCUGUGGAGACAAGUCAUCAGGCGUGCACUAUGGAGUCAUCACCUGUGAGGGAUGCAAGGGUUUUUUCCGAAGGAGUCAGUCCUCCAGUGUGCAGUAUUCUUGCUCUAGGCAGAGUAACUGCCUCAUUGACCGCGCCAGCAGGAACCGCUGCCAGAGCUGCCGCCUCAAGAAAUGUGUUGCCCAGGGAAUGAGCCGAGAUGCGGUGAAGUUCGGUCGCAUGUCUAAGCGUCAGAGAGAUUCUCUUUUUGCUGAGGUCGAAAGGCAUCAGCAGCAGCAGCAACAACAGCAGCGUCUCCAGACCAGUCAAGCUGAGCCUGAGCCAUUACCAGCCUACAGGUCCAGCAAAGAGCCACGAAGUCGCUCAACACAUUUAAUCCAGCCCCUGGUUCCCAGCUUCCCUUACACACUAGACCCAGAUCUCAACUGCUCUUCAGAGGUGCAUCCAUAUCAUGGCAGUGCCACAGGAGAGGCCCAUGCGUUGGCCUACAGAAGUUCUCAAAGGGGUGGAGAGAGCAGCAGCUUUGCGACACUGAGAGGCUUUGACUCUAGAAGAUCUACACCAGAGGCCAUCCUGGGCAUUCCAGGGAAUGAAAUGGCAUUACGUGCUUUUGAGACUGACAGCUUGUUCUGCCACUAUCCUAUGUCAACGCAUAUAGAGGAACUGUGUGCAAGCAUUUUUCGUUCUCACAGGGAGACGAGUCAGUAUCGUGUGGAGGAGCUGCGGGCUCUUAAAUGGAAGCUCUUCAGCGGGGAGGAGGUUCAUGCCUACCAAAACAAAUCUAUUGAUGAGAUGUGGCAGCACUGUGCAGUUCGUCUGACAGAUGCAGUACAGUACGUUGUGGAGUUUGCAAAGCGCAUUCCAGGUUUCCGUCAGCUCGGUCAGAAUGAUCAAAUCGCUCUUCUCAAGUGUGGAUCGAUGGAAGUGGUUCUAGUCCGUAUGACUCGGAUAUUUAAUACAGAGAACAGCACAGUCUUCUUUGAUGGCAAAUAUGCUGGAGCUGAGCUUUUCAAGUCUCUUGCAUGUGGUGAUUUUAUUGCAUCAGUAUUUGAAUUUGCUCACAGUCUUUGUGCUCUGAGAUUGACUGAGCAGCAGGUAGCGCUGUUUAGCGCGCUUGUGCUUAUAAACGCAGAUCGUCCAUGUCUGGAGGACAGAGACAGAGUGCUGAGAGUGAGAAAAGACGUGGAAUUAGCCCUCAGUCACAUCUUACACAGAGACAACCAAGAAAGCUUACUGCACAAGCUGUACCAGAAGAUGGCUUUUUUGAAAAACCUGUGCACGCUGCAUAUUGAGAAGCUGCGCUGGUUCAGACAGUAUUACCCACUGACUGUUCACUCCCUCUUCCCCCCACUUUACAAGGAGCUGUUCGUCUCAGACACUGACGUACACACAAUGGUUACUCUCUGAACACAACCACUCAGUCGCACUGUACACAAAGCACACAGAGCAUAUACCAGUAUGUCUUAAAGCUACAUUUAUUUACAUUUAUUAACUGUAUUAUUGUAAUUCUAAAACAAAAAUUGAUGUUGCAAGGAUGUAUAUAAGAGUCUGUAUUGUUUUGCAAAUGCUAUUUUAUGUAAUGUGAAGAAAAUGUUUUUACAAAUAAGAUGCCCUUUAAAUCUGACAGUAUUUUCUAAUAGUCUAGACUCCAGAUGUGCAAAGGUAGCAUUUUAUAGUUAACAUGUUUUGUAGCCG
Molecule: messenger RNA, 1849 nt
Organism: Clarias gariepinus (North African catfish)
Lineage: Eukaryota; Metazoa; Chordata; Actinopteri; Siluriformes; Clariidae
Gene: rorc
Product: RAR-related orphan receptor C
Exons: 11
Coding region: 119-1561 (480 amino acids)
Biological process (GO): regulation of transcription by RNA polymerase II
Cellular component (GO): nucleus
Molecular function (GO): RNA polymerase II cis-regulatory region sequence-specific DNA binding; nuclear receptor activity; zinc ion binding
Source: RefSeq, a predicted model, not a curated record